This is a messenger RNA of Rotaria sordida, 24333 nucleotides long. The record is from the annotation of a GenBank genome assembly. NCBI's taxonomy places the organism in Eukaryota, Metazoa, Rotifera, Eurotatoria, Philodinida, Philodinidae.
AUGAUCAACGUCGGUGAAACAUGCAAUCAACUAAAGAUUGCAUUGACAAAUGCGCUCGAUCGUCAAGGCGAGACAAUGCCUGUUCAAGUGUUGAUCGAUCGUCUUGUUGACGAUGUACAUCGAUUGCCUACUAUGGACGUAGCUGGAGAUAUUCUUCGUUUCAUCUUCUAUCCAUUCGGCACACGAGCACUUGAUCACGGAUCACAGCUUUUGGCUAUCAAGAUGGCCAAACUCAUGCAAUGGUGGCUAACAGUAAAACCAAGUGAAGCACCACCCAAAGGUUUACUCGAAUUAAUUCGUGAACGACGCAUUAUUGUCAUGCAACAAAUCGAGGGUAGACUCAUUCCGAGUCGACGAGAUGAUACUCGAAAACCAUUGACUCUACUUCAUCUGAUUCGUCUAUUUAAAUUUACGCGAUGUACUGGAAAAGAAAUGAACGCAUUGAUUGAAUUACUCACUGCAUGUCUUAACUACAAUGAUAGCAAUGCUAUUGAUAUGCAACGUUAUCUCAUUGAACCGGCUCAUUUCGAAUCACUCUGGCGACUCUAUUUUGAUCCAUUAUUAAUCGAAAAAGUGACAAGUCAAGAUCCACGUGCACGCAAUGAUGCUCCAGGUCAAACAGCUUAUUUAUCAAAUCAACCCAUUACAGUACGAUGGACAGAUGAUCGUGAAGAUGUUUGUACUGAUGGUGUAGUAAAUGCUCGUGAACGUAUCGAUCGUUUAGUUCAUCGAGCAUUGAGUGCCUGUAAUGGAAAAGAACAAUUGAUGAGUUUACUUACUACCAUACAAACAAGUUUAUUCAAAGUUGAUCAUGUCUUUUCAGCUUGGCAACUUCUUUAUCGUCAUAUAAAAACAUUUGAUUAUUUUGACAAAACUAUUAGUGAAUAUUUAUUCGAUCGUUUACACGAUGUCGAUAUGACAGGCUAUGAAAAUCAACUGUAUACAUUUAUUGUCGAUCAUUUAUUUGAGAUUUGGCCAUCAAUGAUCGAUAAUGAUCUACUUGAAUCGGUUCGUUAUCGAAUUGUUCAACUCGUACGAACACUUAUUAAUAAUAAGACAAGUGAUUCGAAUCGACUCGUUGAACAAAUAACUGAACGUAUUUGUGCAAAUACACCUGUAAACAAUGUACGUGGUCAUCUUUGUUUCUUCUUAAUUCUUCAUGAUUUACUUCCAAUUUAUUACAAAGCAGUGUUAACUGGUGCGAUUAAAAAAAUUAAUCUGAAUAUGUUGAUAUGGUAUGUUGAUUUUGUCAUGGAUGAUAACGAUGAAAUUGAUAAUAAAGCAAACCAUCAUUUUGUUCUAUUGUCGAUUUUGAAAUAUAUGAGUAUGUUUACCGAACAUAAUCUACUUCAGCUAUGGUUCGAUCGUUUGAUAAUUCAUCCGCUCAAUGCAUUUUGUUUUCAACUCAUCGAACAUUCUGUUUGUCCUACGACCACACUUACAACUUAUGUACAACAUGCCAAUGAAACACAAAUUCAACAAGUUCUCAGUUGUAUUCAAUUUGAUCUAGCUCAAGAAUAUAUUUCUAUCUUAUUAACCAUUCUAGAAUCAUUAGCUAAAAGUAUUCAUACACAAAAAUAUCUCUUUCGAUCGAAUGAUCUUCAUCGAGUUAUUCAAUCGUGGUUACAAUUGAUUACUCUACCAUCGACUAUCAUUCGACUUGUUGAAUUACUACUCGAUAUUGGCUAUUCAAAAUAUAAUAAACAUACAACGGACAUUGCUCAAUUCUUUCUCGAUGACUAUUCUUCUACAUUGAUAUCGAUCAAUUUUGAAAGUCAUAGUCCUUUUGCUUACAUCAUUUUAUUUAUAUCUUCGAUUGAAAACAAUGAUGAAACGAAUACAAUCGAUACAAAUUCGAUAGCAGAACGACUUAUGAAACUUUUAUUUGAAAGUGUCGAUAAAACAACCGAUAAUGAUAAUAGUCCAAGUUCAUCUCAUUUACUUAGUCUCAGUAAAGAAAUUAUCAAGGUUCGAUCACGUACUAAAAUGAUUUCACUUCUUUCAUCAUUCAUACCUGAUAUUAUGGGUCUAUUAGGUCGUACGGGUCAAUUGAAAAAAAGCUGUGAAUUAUUUACUGGCACCCAACAACAACAACAACAAACAUUAUUCUUCAGUAGUGAACAAUCAAACACAUCGGAUGUUGUUCGUGUACGACAUGAAGAUUUUCUCAAGGCUCAUAAACUGCUAGAAAAUUUGAACAAAGCUCAACCGAACAAAAUCGAUCAAAUUCUUCGUUCUCAUUUGUCAUACACACGUUCUAGUGCAUCAGUCGUCAAUGAUAAAAAAAAACAAGAUCGACUUGUUCUUACUGAUACAGCAUGUGAGAAUGUCGCGAAAGUACUUGAAGUACUCGAUGAUCCCAUUCCAAUUUUACUCGAAGGCAGUACGGGUGUUGGUAAGAGUGCCAGUGUCAUGGAGGCAGCUCAUCAAUCAGGACAUACUCUCAUACGAUAUAAUAUGUCAUCACGUGUUACAAUCGAUGAUCUACUCGGUAAAGUGGCGCUAGUACUCGAUGAACAAUCUCAAACAACACGUUUACAAUUUGUCGAUGGACCAUUUACUACCGCAUUUACUCACGGUUAUUGGAUACUCUUUGAUGAACUCAAUCUGGCUCAAGAUACUGUACUUCAAGCUAUCGAAUCAGCUCUUGAUACACGUCAACUGAUCAUUCGUAAUGCAAGUUCUGCUCAACAAUCGGUUGUCGUACAUCGAAUGCAUCCAGAUUUUCGAUUAUUCGCUACACAAAAUCCCAAUACAGGCUUUUUCAAAGGCAAACGAGAAAAGCUAUCUCCAUCAUUUCUAAGUCGUUUUCGUCCACUCAUCUUCAAAGAAUUACCCGAUCAUGAAUGGUGUGAAAUCGUUCAACAACGACUAUCAUCUUCUAUACCUGAUCAAGCAGAAGUUUUGGCUGAACUUCUAGUAUCGCAUUUCAAUACUAAUAUAAAGAAAGUUCUGAAUGAUCCUACACAGCCAUAUGUCGAAACUGGUCCCUAUGCUGAAAUUUCAAUUCGUGAACUUCUCAAGUGGGUUGAGUUACUUAUCUGCUGGCAAAAACAGAAUACCUCGUGGUCUCAUGAUAUAACGUCUCGUCUCUCUUUUCUCAGUUUCAGUGCAUGGUGUAUCUAUGGUGCACGAUACCGUGCAGCAGGUCGUAUUCUAAUCGAAAAUAUUCUAACUGACGAUGGUAAAGGUGGUUGGGGACGUCCAGCUCUACAGAAUAUCGAAAUGACUAUUGAUCAUAAUCAGAAUUAUGUCUACUUUGAUAAUGUUCGGUAUCCUGUUCGAUUAGAAUUAGAUAUUGACGAUGAUGCAAGAAAAGAAUGGACAUCGACAUUUACUACAGCUAAUCUUGAAACAAUCGAUUAUGAUCAAAAUAUCUGGAAUAUAGCUCUCAAAAUACAUGCGACCAUUCAUAAAGCAUUAAUGACGAAUGAAUUUAUUCGCUUGCAUGGUAUCUAUCGUAUAGAUCGUUCUUGGCUUUGGGAUUGGCUUAUCUCAGCAGCUCGCUUAAAUCUUCUUGGACAACAAAAAGAUUUUAUACUUCAUGGUUGUAAGAUGUAUCAAAGUCGCUUUCGUCAUAGUCGAGCACAAGAAACAAUUCGUAAUUGUUUCAAUCAAAUCUUCAAUGAUUCUGAUUUGACACAAAAUAUUGCAUCUGAUGAUGUUUUCAUGCGACCAGAAAUGCCCUAUGUGCUCACUGAUCGUGUAUUGUCAACAAUCAAACAAGUAUGUUUCAAUAUGAACAUUAAACAACCGAUUUUAAUUACGGGAGCUGAGGGAUGUGGUAAAUCAGAACUUUUAUUGACAUUGGCUUGGUUCUGUGGUCAACAAGUACAUCAAUUGAAUAUCACUCCUGAAACUGAACCAUCAGCUCUUGUUGGUCAACUUGUUCCAAAUGAUAGCAAAGAUGAAAAUGAUCCUAAUUAUGGUAAGAAAUUGAUUUGGCAACAUGGAUGUGUUACUCAAGCAUAUAUCAAUGGUCAAUGGGCACUUCUGGACAAUCUUGGUACGGCUGAAUCAUCAGUACUUGAACGGCUCAAUCCUGUUCUUGAACAGAAGCCUAUGCUAAUAUUAACAGAAAAAGGUGAUGUCGAUGAACAACCUAUGCAUACAAAUUAUCAACUUGUUGCCACAAUGACACCAUCAGAUAUUCGUCAUCCAUCACAAACUAGUUCGAGUGGCUCGACCAGUGAACUUUCGCCAGCACUGUACAAUCGUUUUGCUGUCAUUCAUAUGGAAGAUCUAUCAUUCGAUAUCACUCAUGAUUCACAAGAAUUAGUUCUUAUUACCAAAGCACUUCUAUCUGAUGAAUCUAAUAUCGAUCAUGCAUUGGUUAUUGAAUUAUGUCAAACGAUUCUUUCGUUUUAUAAAUCUAAUACGAAGAAUUUUCCUAGUCUAUGGACAGCUUAUCAUGUAACGAUUGCCAAUCAAAUUAAAAGUGAAGAACUUCGAAAUCAAGUUACUAAUCAAAUCAAAGAAUUACUUGAGAAAGGUCGAUCGACGGUCAAACUUCAUCAACCCAAAUUCAUUGAUUGGAUUAAUGAAAGUACUGAACAUAUCUUAACUGAAAGUCGACUCAAUUACGCAAAUGCAGUAUUAGGUGCCGUAGCAUGUAACAUUCCUCUUCUACUUGAAGGGCCAGCAGCAGUCGGUAAAACAGCACUCAUCUCCUACUUAUGUAAACACAUGAAAUCUCAAACAUUGAAUAAUACUUCGAACACAACGAUUCAACUCGAACGAGUCAAUAAUACAGAUACAACAACUAUUCAAGACUAUCUUGGUACAUUUCUACCUACCAAUGAUGGUUUUACUUUUCAGAAAGGAGCUCUCUAUAGAGCUAUGGAGAAUGGUUGGUGGUUUCUUGCCGAUGAAUUCAAUUUAGCUGAUCCAUCAGUUAUGAAUAUGUUAUUUCCAUUACUUGAAGGUAAAAAUACCAUUACCAUUCCAUCAAGUGGCAAAAUAAUCAAGGCUAAUUCUGGUUUUCAAUUCUUUGCAACACAAAAUGAUGCUUCAUAUGCUAAUCGACAUCAAUUGCCUGUGUCAUUACGAAAUCGUUUCCUCGAAGUUCAAUUCGGUGAAUUUCCCAAAAAUGAACUACCAGAAAUCAUUCGUAGACGUAAUGAAAUUGGAAAACAAAAGCCUGUAUGUUUGACAGAUGCAUCAACUUGUCAACUUGCCGAUUUCUAUCAUAGAGUUAUUCGCACUCAAUCACGUAUUACAUUUCGUGAAUUAGUGAAAUGGCUUCAUCGACAUGCUCUGUUCUCACCUGAAAAGGAACUCUGGCCUAUUGUUGGUGCUUCGCUUUUGGGUGCCAAAUAUCCAUUCGAUUUUACAACGCGACAAACACUUCUAAAUGAUCUACAAUCGGUCUGGUCUAAAAUUCAUAUGUCACCAAAUCCACAGAUCGAAAUUAAAGAAAUAGGUGGACAAGUUCGUUUUCGAGAAGGUGAACUCUACGUCGAUAUGCCAAAGAUGAGUUUAACUGAUAGUCUAGUCCUUACAUCCCCUGAGAUAUUUCAUCGUUCACUUGUUCGUCUUGCUCUAGCCGUUCAUUCCAAAGAACCUAUUUUGCUUAUCGGUCCAACUUCAUGUAAGACAUUACUUGUAGAAACAUGGACUAGACUUUCAAAUCGAUCGCAUGAACUCGUCAAAGUACAUUUAACACCAGAUACAGAAGCUAGUGAUCUAAUUGGUGAAAUUCAACCUUACUCGUUUCUUGAUCUACUUAAACGAUUACCGGCUAUGGUUGAGCGUGUUUAUCUUCGAUUUCUAAGUCUUUGUCGACAUCAUAGUACAACAGGUGAAGUGACAAUCAACGAUGAAAUUUUUCUCAAAAAUCUACGUGAUAUCAUUAUAAGUCGACUUCCUGAUGCCAUUCGAGAAUUCGAAAUAGCCUAUACACGUGAUGAAGAACAUCGACAACAAAAAGAUGAUCGUCAUGAUGAUUUUACAGUAUUUCGUGCCCAAGCCGAAGCUAUACUCAUACCAGUAUCAUCUACUGAAAUUCUUGUUGAGAACGAGAAAGAAAUAGAAUCGACCAUAAGUCUAUCAACCUCUUCAUCGCAAUUGAAACCAACAAUAAAUACAUCAUUUCCUAAUUUCUAUGAAUCGGAUGAUUCCUAUGAUACUUCAUAUCAACCAGAUAUGGGACAAGUCUACUCAGAUGAGUCCUAUGACAUGAUCGAUGAUGGAUUUGGAAAUUAUAAUGGAGACUUCAAUCAUCAAGAUUUGUCAACCACAGCUACCAGUACUCCAACAACAGACUAUUUUGAUGAUGGUUUCAGACAACCAAUACCUUCGUCGCGAUUGGAUGUUCAGUCAGAAGAAACUGUUUUUGAAUUCGAUGAUGGAUUUCAUGUGCUUGUUCAUGUGCAAAAACCCGAGAUUCUAUCAGAAUCAGAGAAAGAAUCCAAAGAUCAACCACAACCGAUCAUACUUGAUGAUGGCUUUUCUAACAUGAUGAGUACAACAACUACUACCGAGUCAAUUCUACCAUCUACUACACAUCCGAAUCCAAUCUACGAAACAGAAUUUCCCGAAAACCUAAUCACUACUAUUGAGGAAAUUCGUGAUGAAUUCAAAAAAAUGCUUCAACAAAACAACUAUGCUUCAUUCACAGCUAAAGAUGCAACAUUACGUGAUUAUCAAUCGAAAUUCAAUGAUGUCUGGGAACGUCUAACAUCACGUAAUUUCGAUCGUACAAAACCAAUAUUUCUCUUCAAUGAUGGACCAGUGACAAUGGCAGCUAAACGAGGCGGUAUUCUCUUUCUUGAAGAUCUCGAUCUACCGAGUCAAGCAGUGAUUGAACGAUUGAAUUCAAUGCUCGAACCAAGUCCUACUUUUGCACUUACUGAAGAUAUAACAAGUCAUGCUGAAAAAGGUCAACUUGAUAUAACACUAUCGAAUCAAUUUCAAAUUUUUGCUAGUGUUCAUCAAGAACAAGCUCAUCAAGUACUCAAAUUAAGUCCAGCUACACGUUCAAGAUUUACAGAAAUUUAUGUUCCAGCUUAUCUUGAAAAAGAUCUUCAAAUACUUGUUAAAUCAGAACUAAACAAACAGAACGUACAUGCCAAUCAAAUUGAUUCACUUGUUGAAAUCAUGUUUUCUUUACGUCGAAAAUUACGCGAUGAUCCCGAAUGGAAACUUGACAAUGAUAUUCAAUUGUUGUUUCGUUGGACUGAUUUCAUUACUAGUCAUCAUUCAUCACUAUCUCUUGUUAAUCGUCUCUUUCUUGGUGCUCGUUUCUUCUAUUUUGAUCAAUUACCCUUAUCAAGACAUGCAUUUCUUUUCGAACAAUGGCUUAAAAGUUUAUCGCAAACGAAUAAUUAUGAUGAAUAUAAUGAUAUUUUCAAAGUUCCAACAGCUUCACAUGGAGCAAUUACUAUUGAAUCGAUUACAUCGAAUGAAACAAAUGAAGAAUUGAAGGUUCCAUUCAAAGUCGGCAAUGGAUAUGUAGCAUUAAAUUAUACUGGUGUUCGAUAUUCUACUGAACAAAUCGAUGAACAGAAUCAAACAAAACAAUUAAAAGAACUCUGUCAACGUUUCUAUUGUGUUCCAACACCAACAUUAAUCAAUCAAAUUGCACGUAUAUUUGCAGCAACUUCAUCUCGAACACCAUUAUUACUCGAAGGUCCACCAGGUAUUGGAAAAACUCAAGUAGUUACACAAGUCUGUUCAUUACUCAAUAAACAAUGUGAACGAAUCAAUUUGUCAGCAAAUACAUCACUCGAUCAAUUAAUUGGUUGUAUUAUUCCUCGAUUUGUCAAUGGAACACGUAUUUUUCAAUGGCAAGAAGGUCGAGUUUUAUCAGCAAUCAAAGCUCAAAAAUGGAUACUUUUCGAUGAACUCAAUUUAGCUGCACCUGAAGUACUCGAAGGUCUUACACCUUUAUUUUAUCGAGGUACAACACACUUCACUGUACCAACAACAGGUGAAAUAGUUGAUAUGAAAAAUGUUCUUCUAUUUGCUACAAUGAAUCCAUCGACAAUCGGUGGUGGUCGAAGUAAAUUGCCUCGUUCAAUCAGUAAUCUAUUUACUAUUGUUCAACUUGAUGAUUAUUCCGAAAAAGAAUUACGUAUUAUUCUCAAUCGUUUAUUUGUUCAUGAUCUAGAAGAAAAAAAUAUUAAUAUGGAUCAACUUGAUGCCUUAUUUCAAACACAUACAUCACUCAAAGUACUUGUACGACAAGGUAUACUUGGACGAACAGGUGGACCAUAUGAACUCAAUUUACGUGAUUUAUCCAAAUUUCGAGAUAUAUUUCGUGGUUCAAUCGAUAGUCAACUCUUUCAUUAUCAAUAUAUGAAUACGAAUGAUGAUGAAAAUCAAGAAAAUAAGACAACAGAAGAACUGAAUCCAACUAUGGACACAUCCGAUGCUCGAUUUUUAUCAAUUCGUAAAUUUGCUCAAGUUGCUUAUGCAUGUCAAUUUCAAGAUCAAAAUGAUUUUGUUCAAGCUUGUGAAUUAAUUAAUUCAAAAUUUCCAAUCAAUGCAGCUUUGAGUAAACGAGAAAAUGAUUGUUCAAUUGAUACAAGUGUAGCAACUGUUGUACGUAUCGGUUCAAUUUAUGUUGGAACUGGAAGAGAAGAACCAUCACCAAUUCAUACUGGACUUAUUCAUACAAAAAAAACUAUUCGUCAAUUAGAAUUACUUGCAGCUGCAUGUCAAUCAAAACGAGCUAUACUUCUUGAAGGUGAUAUUUGUUCUCGAAAAUCAUCACUUGUUAUGGAACUUGCUCGUUUGACACGUCAUCGUCUCAUCAUUAUUCCAUUACAUGAGAAUUUCGAAACAACAGAUCUUAUUGGUUCUUGGCGACCAAAUAAUGAUCAUGAACAUAAUGAUCCUUUAUUCAAUAAAAUCGAUACAAUGUUUAAACAAAUUAUUAAAAUGCUUUUUCUUAUCAUUAUGCCACUCUUAUCAAAAGCAAGUAAUGAACAUGUAUUCAAUCAAUUCAAAAUAAUUCUUCAAAAACGAACAAUUAUGAUAGGUACAAGUCGAUAUGAAAUGAUUCCAUAUGAAAUCGAAGCUCUUGAUGAAACAAUAAAAUUGUUAACAGUAUUGACAAAAAUUUCUCAAAUGUCUAAUGAAAUUAAAGUACUUAUUUCAUGUUAUGUACGUCAAGCUGAUUAUUAUGUUAGUAAAUUGCAAUAUGCUCGUUUGAAUGUAAAACAAGAUAUUGGUUUUAUAUUUGUUGAAUCAGAAUUUGUUCAAGCUAUUCGUGAAGGUUGGUGGGUUCUUCUUGAUAAUAUCAAUAGUGCACCAGCUGAAGUACUUGAACGAUUAAAUUCUUUAACAGAAGAUAAUCCAAUGUUAUCAUUAUAUGAAAAUUCAAAUGGACAAAUUUUAACACAAUCAAAUGGAAUUCAUCCAAAUUUUCGUCUUUUUACAACAGCUAAUCUUAAUCGAAUCUAUUCAAAUAAAUUAUCAUCAGCAUUUCUUAAUCGUGUUAUUCGUAUUUGUUUACCACCAAUUGAUCAAUGGAAUAUAACAAAUGAAAAUGAUCCAACAAAAAGUGAUUUAUUUGAAUUAAUAUCAAUUCAAUUAGCAACAAUACCAGCUGGAAAACAAUUGACACAUUUAUUAAUUUUAAUGCAUCUUAAUGUUAAACAAUAUGUUAAAGAUGGUCAUUUAACUUAUCCAAGUGAUUUUCUUGUUACUUAUCGUCUUCUUGAACAAUGUAUACGUACUUUAAAAUAUUUAAUCAAACAAAAUAUCAAUCCAGUUGAUGCUUGUUAUUGGUCUUUAUUGAGAUCUUAUUGUUCAUCAUUACAAAAUCCAUUAGAAUAUCAAUUUUAUCUUAAUCGAUUACAAGAAACAAUUAAAAAUCUUCAACUUUGUUCAACAUCAACAAUCUAUUCAACAGCAACAGAUCAAUUUGAUCAAAAACAACCAAUUUGGUUUCAACAAACACAAUUGAUUCGUUCACAUUUUAUUCAAUUUGAACAAUUUCUUGUUGAAUUAAUUCUAACUAUAAUUCAAUUACUUGCUAAUGAUAAUCAAUUAAAUAAAUUAACUUGUGAUCUUCUAACAUUAUUUAUUGAUGAUAUUCUUCUACUAAUGACACCAACUGAUGCAUAUCUAAUUCAAUUAAAACAAAUAUUAAUCAAUGAAAAGGAUAUUCAAUUUGAUUUAUCGAAAACUUUAUUUGAAUUAAUUCAAAAUAAACAAAUAACACCUCGUUCAGAACUACAACGUUCAAUGAGUAUUUCAAAUUUUAUUCAACAAUUUCGAACAAAUGAAUCUUCAUCAUUUGAAUCAUUAUGUCAUGAAUUAAGUGAAUUAUUAGAUCAUUUUAUAGGUCAAACAUCAUUUAGUGAUACAUAUGAACGUCUUUUAUUUGUUCAACGAAUAAUUUCAAUUAUUGAAACAUUUGAUCGAUUUUUUAGUUCAUCAAUUUUUAAUUUAUUCGAUCAAAAAACUCAACUCAUAGAUCUUUGUUCACAUAUAAAUCAAUAUCUUCGAUCGUUAUUAUCAUUCAAAGAUAAAUGUUUAAUCUUUGAAUUCUUUCAUGAUCCAUCAUUUCUCAAUGCUAAACAACAAUUUCGUAUACAUAUGUUUAAUAAUUUUGAUAGUGGUCUUAUUUUUUCAUUUGAACAUGCACAAACAUUACCAAUUCGAUCAUCACGAAAAGAUAUUCGAAAACUUGUUGAAUUUAUUUUAAAAGAUCAAUCAAAAUUGAAUUCUAUUGAACCAAUACAAUAUUUUUCAACACUCUUAGAAUGGAUUAGUCUUCGAUGGAUAUUUGAUGAUUAUUUAUCACCAACUAUUCGACAAGUUUUAAAACAAAAUAUUUGUAUAACACAUGAUUUUAUUAUUGAAUGUGAAAUAAAAUUUUCUUGUUGGGAAUUAUGUACAAUAUUAUCAAUAAUGAUUGAACAAAUUGUUCGAGAAUUACCUUCCGAAUCAAGUACAAUCAAUAAUGAUUAUUUACGAUUGAAGAAAGGAUUAGAAACUAAAGAUAAUGAAAUAAAACAAUGUGAAGAAAGUCUUCAACAAAUAAUGAAUCGUAUUGCAACUACUACUUCGGAAGAAAAUCCAUCAAUAGAUAGAAAUCCAAUAACAGCAGUAACGAGAGUGACGACAAAUAUGAGAGCACCAAUUGGACGUACUACAUCUCUAUACCAAUCAGAAGAUAAUGAUUUGCAAGUUCGAGCAGAUGAACUCCGACAAGAAUUAUCUCAACGACGAACUGAAAGAAAUCAAUUGUUUGAUCAAUUAGCUCGAGUUGAGCAAACUCAUACUACUACUAUCGAUAAAGUAUUAGCUGCACGUUCAAAAUUUCGUGAUGAGAUGAAAAAAAUACGAGAAUCUGCUGCUUUCCAAUAUAUUCGAAGUCGAUUUGAACAAUCCGAUGCGAAACAAUUCGAUCGAUUUUUUCAAAUUUUGAUUGAUGCUCCUCGAAAUCCCAGUUUAAUAAAUAUCGAUGGUCAACUUGAUCUUCGUGCUGUUCUUGCAACACCAUUUGGACGACAAUUAAUCGAACAUGAUGAUAUACUUGAAACACCAUUGAUUCUUUUUCUCUGUGGACUUUUUAUUUAUCCUAAUUUAUAUCAAGGACGUCGCUUACAAAUUAUCUCCAAUUGGAAACAAUUUCAAAAUCAAAUCAAUAUUCGUACAUUGAAUCGUUUCGAUCUACUCAUCUAUUGUCCAAAUAAAAAAUCAUUCGAUUGUUGUCUACUUUCAAUUGAAAAUGAAUCUCGUUCGAUAUUGAUUCAUAUGUUUAGUUUACAACAAGAUAUUGAAACAAAUGAAUUAUGUACAAUUUUAAAUGAAACUUUACCUGAUGAAAUCAAAUAUCAAAUUGUACAAGAACAAUUACCUUAUGUUGAUGGAAUUCUAUCAGAUAAUGAUCAACAAAUAUUUGGAUUUACUUGUCUUUUAUAUUUAUAUAAACAAGCAAAUAUAUCAAUGACAAAAUCAAUAAGUGAUAUCUAUGAUCAAAUAAUUAUUAUUUAUAAUCAACUUAAACAAUUUAUUAAACAUAAUGCAAUUGAAAGAAAAUCAUUAACAGUUUUUAUUUAUCAACAAUUAAUUCGAUUAGAAAAUGAAUUUGAAAAUCUUCAGAAAAAUAAUUUUAAUGAUGAUCUAUGGAUAACAAUAAUUCAAUCAAUGUGGACAUUUAUAAAACCUUAUCAAGAUACAUUUUCAUCAGUUACUGUUCAAAAUAUUUAUCAAGAAUUAAAAUAUUUAAUUCAAUCAAUUCAACCACCUGAUCUUAGUAGUUGUUUAACAUCUUUAGCAUUUAUAAAAUCUUUAACAAUUAAUUAUAGUUGUGUUCAUAUGAUUGAUGAACAUUUACGUAAAAUUGGUAAUUUAACAGAUAAUAGACAUCUUCAAGAUUUUCAACUUCUAUUUGAUUUUAUUAAAAAAUCAAUUCGUCUUCUUAAAUUAAUCAUUCAACAUGUUACUUUUGGUGGUGAACAAUUUCCAGAUGAACUUUAUAAAUUUACACCAGAUACAAUUGGACAUCUUGAAAUGAUUUUUCGUUCAACAUUAUCAUUAAUUGAUAUUGUCAAUGGACAUAUAAAAAUCGGUGCUAAACAAUCUAAACAACAAUUUAAAGAAUUUCAAGAGAAACUUGAUCAAUGUUUAAUAAAUCUUCAUUUACCGCCUACUCUUCUUUCUCGUUUUGGACUUAUUAAUUUUAUUACUUUUCUAGCACCAUUAUUUGAUGAAAAUCGAGAAGAUUCUUUAUUAGUUAAUCUACAAUCACAUGAAUCAAAAUCAAAUUCAUUUACAAAUAUUGAUCCAAAAGAAUAUCGAAGAAAAACAAUGCAAAAUAAAAUCGAUAUUACAAUAACUAAUAUUAUUAAUUUAUUAUCACAUGCUGGUCAACUACCACUUCGACCUCAUCAUAUCAUUCAACAUAUACAUCAAACAUUACAUAAAUUAAAAACAUUCGAUAUUGAUCAAGAAAGUGAAACAAGUUUCAAUUGGCUUCUUUCUGAAGAACGAACAUUAACUAAUUUACUUGAAAAAUUUACACGUGAAAUUAAUCAAUAUACAAUAUUUCAUGCUCCAUUACCAAAUGAUCGAUCUAUUCAUGAUCUAAAUGAUAUUGAAUUUCAAUUAAAUUCAUCUCAAAUAAAAAUAUAUAAUUAUCAAUCAGAUUUGAAAAUUUUUCGUGAAAAUAUUCAUAAUAGUAGUAAAAUUCAUUCAUUUUCAGAAAUGAGUCAAAUUAUUCGAUUAACUCAUGCACAAGUAUCAAAUCAAACAUGGAUACGAGCAAUAUGUCUAUUGACAUCCAAUCAAAAAGAUCAAUUAAAAACAAUUUUAAUUACUCUCAAUGAUGAUUUAACUAUGCAACUUGAACGAAAUUCAAAUAAUAUUGAUAAUGAUCGAACAUUAAUAGAUAAUGUUGUUUUAGCUUAUGCUCAAUUUCGAUGUGAUCUAUUAAAUGAAGAAGCUAAUCGUAAUAUGUUAUCAAAUUAUAUUUCUGUUGCUCAUCUUUCAACUGAACUUCGUGAAUGGACAAAAAAAGCAAAUUUGAAUGUAUUUAAUAUGUUGGAAAAUAUCAAACGAAUUCAUGAUGAUUUAAAUCUUGCACAAAAUCAAAUGAAAAAUUUUCCAUCAGAUUCUAGUUGUAGUCUUUUACCAAUUGAUAUAAGACCAGAAGAUCUUCUUUGUCUUCUUGUACCAGAACAUACUUCGAUUAUACAAAUGAUUUGUUCAAAAUUCAAUGAUAUCGAAUUAUUACUUUCAUGUCGUAUCGAUAAAGUUGAACCUAUGCAUUUAUCAGCUACACUAUCAUCUUUAACAGCUACCCAUGGUCUAUCGAGCUAUAUUUAUCGUCAUCAAACACCAAUGAUAUUUUUAUUUGAUCGGCAAAAACAUAUUCAUUAUAUUCUCAAUGCAACAGUCAAUGUUAUUCAACAAUUAAUCGAUUUAUGUAUUGAUCCACGAAUUCAAGAAAGUCUUCUAAUGAAAAUUUGUACAAGUGUUAAAGAAUUAUUUCCUAUUCAAAUGGCAUUAGCAUUGAUAUUAAUAAUUUUGAUCGAUUGGGCAGCAAUAAAUCUUGAUGAUUUCAAACAAAAUCAACAUUUAUUAAAAUUAAUAACAUUAAAAAAUGAUGAAAUUGAAUUAUUAAACUUAAAAACAAAUCUUCAUCAACUUGAACAAGAAGUAAAUAAAUUAGAACAAGAUUUAAACAAACGUCGACGUGAACGAGAAGAUGCUGAAUUAGAACGUCAUAUAGCUACAAUUGAAGAUUAUUUUCUUGUCGAAAAUCUAGAUAAAAAAGUAAAUGAAUAUUAUCAACGUGAAGAAUCUGUUAAAAAAAGUAUAAAGAAAAAACAAACUGAAAUAAUAAUAGUUAAACAAAAUCUUGAACAAUUAACAAAUUCAUAUAAUCAUCAAUUAGAACAAAAACAACAACAAUGGAUGAUUAAUCUUCUAAAUUAUUUUGAAAAAAUCUCUCAUGUAAUCAAAUUAUAUAUUAUUAAUUUAGGAAAACAAUUUGAAUCAGAUAUUUCAAUAUCAACUGAUCUUAAUACUCUUCUCAAAAUUCCAAUAUCAAUUGCUUAUCAAAGUUUACUUGAAAUAACAAAAAUUUUUAUUGAUGAUAGUCAAAUUGAUAGUUUACAAACAGUUAUAUCUGAAAUAUUAAAUGAUCUUCGAUCUCAUUCAAUGUCUUUAGCUGAAACUGAUCCUAUGCAUUUAUUUAUUUCAUUCUAUUGUGAUAUAAUAAAUAUUUCACUUUUAUCAUUAAAAAAUUCAUCAAAAAGUUGGAAACAUUAUUCGAAAAUAUUUGAAACAUCACAAAUGAAAUUUUAUGCUGAAAAUAGAAAAAAACAAAAUUUAUGUCAAUUAAAUUUAUCUAUACGAGAACAAUGUUCUUUAUUUCUUAAUCAAAUUCGAACAGGAUAUGAUCAAAAUGAUAUUAUAAAAAAUGCACAAGAUAUAAGUAAAUAUAUACGUUGUGAAGUAAUAAAAUUUGAUGUUUUAAUAGCUAAUGAACAAAAUAAACAAAUUCAAUAUUUAAUUCGAGAAUUUGAACGAUUUGUUAUUUAUUUACUUGUUGCUGGUUGUCGUUAUUUACAAUUACAACGUGGAAUACGUGAACCAUUUGAUGAUCUUUUAAUAGGUAUAACAACUGAAACAAUCGAUUUUACACAAUUUCCACGUACAGAAAUUGAUUUACUUAAUUUAUUAAAUCGAUAUGAAAUGCAAUUAAAAAGUCAUAGUGAUACACUUUUAUUUCUUCCAUUACAUCUUAGUUUUAUAUUCAAUUCAAAUCCAUUUAAUCUUUUCGAUCAACUUGAACGUUCACUUCAAAUUUUAAUACAAUUUAUUUUACCUUCUGUUUUUCUUAUUAAACGUACAUGGUCAACAAUUGAUAAAUUACUUGAGAAAAUUUCUCAUAUUCUAACUGAUGAUGAAUAUUUUAUUCUUAAUAAUCUAUGUCAUAAAUUUUUAUAUUUAACAGAUGAAUCAUGUCAAAUAACUGAUAAAGGUGAUUUUAUAUCUAAACAACUUCAAUCGAAUCUAUUCGAAAGUUUAUCAAAAUUAAUCGAUAAUUUAUGUGAAAUAUUAUUAAAAAAUCGAUCAAAUAUGAAAUUAUUUUGUGAUGAUCUUAAUCAACGAUGGCAUUUAACAAUGAAAGAAAUGUUUCGUAGUUUUAUUAAAAUACAAAAAUUUCAUAUUCAUCGACAACUUUCUUGGAAUCAACGUAAAGUUAAACAAAUUAAUAGUUCUUUAUUUUCAUCCGAAACAAAUGAUACACUUCGAUUAGCAGAUAUUGAAAAAAUUCUUCAACGAAAAAAUACCAUUCUUCAAUCGAUUAAUUUAAAUCAACGAUCAAAAUAUUUAAUGGAUCUUUAUUAUCUUCAAACUAUCUAUCAAUUAUCAAUCGGUGGUAUUGAUAAUUUAGAAUUGAUCAUUAUGAAUAUGCCAAUGGAAAAUAUGGAUUAUGAUCUUUAUUUUAAACUACUUCAUUCAACACGUGAGAUCUAUAAUUUAAGUGAAAAAUUACUUCUUGAGCAAACUCUCAUGAAUUUUAUUCAUCAUAAUCAACAAAUUGAAUCUGCUUUUAAAUUACUUGAAAAUAUUUAUCGACAAGAAUAUAGAAUUUUUCAAGAUUUUUAUAUUGUAUCCAAAGAACAAGUAGAAAAUAGUUCUAAUGAUUUAUGGAGUUCAAUUGAUUUUCAUUCACUUGUCAAACAAGCAACAGAAGCCAAUGAACGAUGGCUUAAUGCUGGAAAAGAUUUUGUACAAUUACGUCGAAAAAUUCGAACAAAAAAUGAAGCUUAUGUUCAAAAAGCCAAACGAAAAUUGGUUGAUUUUGGACGAAGUGUUAUUUCAUUCUUCUCUUUGAAUUCAAGUAUAUCUACUCAUAAUGAUCUUGAUGAAUGUUUUGCAUUAUUACUUCAAGAAAUUCUCUGGUAUAUGCAAUCACAACAACAAGGUAUUCAUCGAAUUUUUACUAUGGCAGAUCAAGGUGAAUUACAUAAAGUAAUCGAUCUACAUAAACGCUAUCAAUCAUCACUUAAUCUUGCACCAUUGAAUAAAGAAUUAUUUCCUAUAUCUGAAAAUAUAUUUCUUUUACAAAUCGAACGUUUGAACAAACAUUUGAACGAAAUUUAUAUUUUAUUUUGGGAUUCAAAUAAACAAAAAUCUCCAUGUCUUACUUUAACCAUCUCAUUGAACAAGGCAUUAACAAAGAUUCACAUUGUUCUUGGAACAGAAAUAACACAGUUGGCCAUUAAUAUCUUUGAUAUUAGUGGCAUGAAAAUGAGAUGGUCAACACUUGUUGAUAGUCGAAUACCAUAUCAUGUAAUUAAUAAUUUGAAGUUAACGUGUCAACCACUUUAUCAAAAAUAUUGCUUCAUAGCAAAUGGUGUUGCAAGUGACCUGAACAUAUCAAAGAUUCUAUCAAUUGAUGAUUUACAACAUAGUUUCCGUGAAUUAGAAGAACAGCUCACUGUUCAAAAUCAACAAAAUAAAGAAGAAGAAGAAUUUCGAUCAUUAUCCAUUACUCGAGCAAUUCAAAUAUUGGCCAAUCAUAUGAAAGAAAUUCUUUCUAUGAUAAAUUGCUCAAAACCAGGUCCAAAUGAUUUAUCAUCUCCUUCGAAUAUCUAUCAUCUAUUCAUGCAAUUACCACAAGUCGAUAUACUAAAGAAAAUUCUCGAUCUAUUAGAAAUCAAAGAAUUUGCAUCAAUUUCACCACUAAUACAAUUCGUUCAUGAUGAUGAUCCAGCAAUAAGACUCGAUUUCCAGUAUGUACAAACUUAUUCAAUGGAAGCAGCGUUUAGUUCAAGUCGACAUUGUCUAUUAGAUGCCAAAGCUCAAUUACAACAUUUCAUCAAUAAUUUACACUUGAAUCGAGUACAUCUGGUUCUAACUUAUGCAUGGGCUAAUGCUCUUUCGACUCAUGGAUCUUCAGAUACUCAACAAGGAUUUUCUGCUAUGUUGAAUGAAUGUACACAGCUGAGUCAAAUACCAAUGGAAAAUAAUCAAGAAAAUUUUCAACAUUUAAAUGAAUGUCGACGAAUACUGAAAGAUGCACAACGAAUCUUUCGAACAAUUAAGCGAACAUCGAAUAAUUGGAUUGAAAUCAAACGUCUCAUAAGUUUAUCAUCCUUACCUAUCGAAGAUGAUCUUACUACGGCAUUUAUUCAUUCUGAAAUGAGUCGUGAUGCUCAUUUAUGGUUGAUCGAAACAAUGAGUGAUGAUAAUACAUCAACUAGUCUAACAUGUCAUCCAAAAAGAGCUAUCCUUGAUUUUGGUAGUACACUCAGUGGUAUUCAUCAGCGAUUGACUCAACGUAUAUUUAUUCAUAAUCAUACUGAUCGAGAUUUGAACUUACGAGUCGAUCGAACUGUUACGGAUGAAUCUGCAUUCGAUGUGACGAAUGAAAAUGUACAAGUUAAUGCCGGUCAUAUGUUUGAAUUUGAAAUAUUCUUAAGACCACCGACAACGAUUGGCUCAUUCAAUGAAAAUUGGAAUCUUCUUAUCGAUAAUACAAUUACUCUUUCGAAUGUCAUUCAACCUCAAAUUCAAAUUGUCGAGAUCGAUGUCGAAAAAUCAGCUGAUACCAUUGAUUUUGGUUUUGUAGCCUGUAGUAAUAAUCGAAUCGAGAAAACAAUCGAUCUGAAAAAUGUUCUAACAUGUCCUGUACGUAUAAAGUCACAAUUACAAGCAACUGAAAUCAAUCAACGACAAUCUCAUUUGCUUAUCCUCAACAAUGAAUUUGAUUUACCAGCUAAUUCAAUUUUACCUUUUGGUAUCGCACUUGAACCAACAGAUAAUAUCGAAGAAGAUAUCGAUGCAGAUGUUUGUCUGGCGAUCAAUUCAGCUAAAAAUCUCAAAUGGAUCAAAGUACUUGCACAUGUUCGAUGUUUACAUCUCGCAGUGAUCUAUCAAGGUCGUACUUAUAUUGAAAAAAAUUCAUUAGAUCGAGUAUUGAUUGAUGAUUUCUACAAGGGUGAGAAACGUAUCAUUUCUAUGGAAUUUCGAAAUGAUGGGCCAAUCGAAUAUACACUUCGUCUUUCCUCGACUAAGCUCACUCUUACAAUGACUGAAGUCAAUCUACCUGUAAACACGACGAAAACAAUUCCAAUUGAAAUACAAAUGUCUACAAAUCUUCAUCAAGAAUUUGUACUCUUCAUUCAUUUUGUUAAUAACAAACGUCAAUGUCAAUUGACAUUUGACUGUCAAACAGCUGAAGCUAAAUUGACCUAUUCAACACGCAUAUCUGAUAUUAAGCAUAUUAUCACUAUAGGCCAAUCGGCUCAAAUGCAACAAAUCUGGAAUGCAGAUCGUCAUCAAUUACUACCUAUUGAACAUGAAAUUACAUUCACGAAUGCGAGCAAAGCUGCUGCUACUUUGAGCUACAAACGCAUUGUAUCAACACAAGAUCCUCGGAUGCCUUUAGCAUCACAGUUUCAUAUCGAACCUGACAAUCUUACUAUUCCACCACAAUCGAAAGUUCCCGUACGCUUUCUCUACUAUCCUGUUGAUUUGGGAAAGUUCGAUAUUCAAGCAGAAGUACAAACAAAUACUUCCAUCGAUCCGAUUAGUAUUCCAUAUUAUGUUGAGUUUCAAACGCCGAUCUUACAAACGAUACCACGAACUGUGAUCGAUAUUGGAUUAAUACAAACUGGCAAAAUCUUCAAAGAAAACAUGCUGAUCAUAAAAAACAUUGGACAAAAAGAACUUCGCUUUACCAUAUCGGAUCCUCUUCGACCAAAACCAUUUGUUAAAGUAGCCGCUUUACAAGAAUCAUCAGCUAAUUCAACACCUUCAUCAAUUAAUCAAACUCUACGAGUCAAUCCCAAUCAACAACGCUCAUUUAGUGACAAACAUACGACUCUGGCAUCUGUUAUUACUCAAGUUCUUUAUCUUCUCGAUAUCCUCAAUCCUGACAAAAAUUGGUAUUCUAUCAGACAACUGUACAUGCAUCUCUAUUCGACACCAACAUGGGAAACAAUCCUCAAGUUUGUUGACGUUCUUCACUGUCACCAAGAAGUUGUUCAUCUUACACAAGCACUGACUAAUGCCACUGCAGAAGAAACAAUGGCUGAAAUGAUCUUAAAACUUUGUCGUCUUGUCUUAACAAACGACGAACUGAAGUCGCUCAAUGUACAUGAAUCUUCGAUUCAUCAACUUUCAUCGAACAUAUCAUCAUCAUCGUCAUCAACUGACUUCUUUGAACGAAUUCAGUCUCUUACUCCACCAACAAUGCAACAGAAAAUUCAUGCUUAUCGAACUUUACUGCGCCUAUCAUCUCAUUCGACGCUGGACGAAGAAAGUCAACAUCUUCUAUUCAAUAACAUUGUUCCAUCAUGGUUGACAUUGUUUGAUAUUAAUUAUGCCAAAUCUCUUCGAUUUUUCAGCGUUAUAUCGUCUAUUUUGAUGUCAUUUAUUGGUCUGGUGUCGACCAGAGACAUUGCCUUUGGUCAACAACUUUAUACAACGAGUCUAGCAUCAGCACUUUGUAUUCUUUCAAACUGUCGUCAAAAUACUCGUGAAGUAUUCGCCGCCAGCUCAUCAGUUGUAUCUACAAUCACUUUUUCAUCCAUUCUCGCAGCUAUUCGUGAAGCUCUUACCAAACGUACUUGUAUUCGUCAAAUCCCACCAUCAAACACCGAACAGGCAAUGUCUGCUUCAUCCUCAGUACCACGAACAGUACUCACUAGAAUGACAUCAAUCGAAUGUCCUUAUUCUGAUGAGACACUAACAAAAAUGGAAAUAUCAGUAUUGAAUUAUAUUAAAAAUCUUUCUCGAUCAUCGAUUGUCUUUGUAGAAUCUCAUACUGUUCGUGAUAUUGUCGAUGCAGCACUUAUCACUCGAACACAGGUUACUCAGUGGUAUGCGAAUUUUAUCACUUUCAAUGUUCUUGUGCACUAUCGAUCGAAUUCAAAUGACUCAAAUCAAAUCAAAGUUGGUCAUGAUAUUGUUCAAUACGGUCUUCAGCUAUUCCGUGAUCUUUUUAUUGCAAGAAAAAUUCUUGAACCUACUUUUGCUCAUGUUGGUGUUCGAUUUUUGAUGAAAGACUUAGUACAACUAGAAAAAAGUCUACUUUCGUUAGCUCUCGAAAAGUAUCCAAUGAUGCGAAAGGUUCUACGUCAAUUGAAUGUUGAUGUCAGUCGAAUCAAAGUUGAUUUCAAACCUCCUUCAAAUUCUAUUGCUCCGAAAGGUAGAUCUUCGAAUAAAUCGAAAUUCGAUAUUCUUCAACAAAUAAAUACUACCCCCGAACCUACGGGACCGACAAGUGGAUCUGCACCCGUUAUCAGCAAUAACGACGAUGCACCAAUAUCAUUCGAUGAUUGGGAACGUGCAAUACGAACAAACAAUGAUGAACAGGUACAAGAUGCUAUGAAAUUGGCAAAGAAAAAACAAGAAAAGAAACUAAAAUCAAAGAAAAAGCAACUUGUCAAUUCAAAUCUUCAAACAAGUGUUCAGAAUUUAGCAACUGGAAUGUUAAAUCAAAAUACGAAUACAACAGAAGUUAUUCCUACAAGUGGUGGAGCAAGUCAAAGUGAGAUAUCUCCAGUCGAUAUGGAUUCAAAUCAAGAGAUCAGUCUUGAUCUACAAAUGAAAGCCAUGCACGAACAUUUGCAAAAACAACCGAAUCUGGUCGAAAUGUAUGAAAAAGCCGAUUCCAAAGUUGCUUCAACUGUACCCGAUGGAAAACUUGACAAUCGUUCUGCUCUAAAGCCAUCAGAACAGCACCAACAAUGGACUUAUCAAUUACUUGUUGAAGUACCAGCCAUUUCACGAAUGAUUGAUCUCAUCGUACAAGAAUUUCGUUCUCAUUGGGAAAAACUCGAUCUUCUUGAUGAACAUGAAAUUCGCUGGUGUAUCAUGAUUGAUAAUUCAGGUUCAAUGAGUGUUCACCGAAAUGCCAUUUAUGAAGCUCUCGUCAUUAUCAUGGAAUUAUUACGUAAACUUGAAAGUAAAUUCGCUGUUGCUCGAUUCGGUACACGAACUAAUCAGAAAAUUUUGAAAAAUCUCGAUGAUCUUUUUACCAAUCAAGAUGGACAAUAUGUUCUUGAAGCAUUGACCUUCGACGAAGGGACGUAUCCUGCAACAGGAUUAGCACGUAUUGCUGAUCGAGUCUUUCCAGUUGUAGAAUCAGAGAAAUCAUCAACUACAAUUGUGCAUCGUCUUGUACUUAUGAUUACCGAUGGUUUAACGCAGGAACGAGAUGAUGCCAGUUAUUCUCAUACAAUUACAAAAAAUAAAAUCGAUCUUGGUUUUAUGUUCAUCGAAACAGUCGAUCAGAAUAGCAGUCAAGUUCUGCUUAAAGGUUUGACACAAGCACAGAGCUGUAUUCUCAAAGCAAACAACAUUACUGAGCUUCCUCUCAAAGUACCUCAACUCAUGCAUGAAAUGAUCAAAGCUUGUCUAACAAAAACAUCUUCAUCAUCAUCAGAACAAGCUAUGAAAGAAUUACCAGUGAUAAAUAUCAGAGUACCGACUAUCAAUGAUGUUAUGCUUCUUCAAGAUAUUGCUACUGAAAAACAAUCUUACGUUGCAGCUAGUCCAAAUUCAUACACAAUUAGUAGUCCAACAGUCAACAUUCCAAAAUUAGCUCAAAUUCGAUCACAAUUAACGAGUUAUUUAUCACGCUCCAGCGAAUACACCGAUUAUGCAUCACAUGCUGUUGAUUUACUUCGUCAAUACUACCACGCACUCAAACUCACAUCUGCUAUGCAAGAUAUAGAAAAGAAAUGGAUCAGUGAUGAAUAUCGUUUUUCAGGUUUGAUCGAUGAUCUAUCGACUGUCCUUGGUGAUCUUGUCUUUCCAUUUAAUAAAUUUACACGUCGCCGAGCAGCACUACGUGGUUCAUCACUAUAUUUACCUGGUCUAAUCAAAGCGAUGACUACUGAAUGGAGUUACAAGAAAAUUUUCAGUGCCAAAUUGGCAGGUGGUAAACGAGAUCAUGCAAUGUGUCUUGUCAUUGAUGUUUCAACUUCUAUGUUCGGUACACUUAGCAUUGGUACAAUUCAUACAAUUGUCGUACUUAUUGCUGCUUUGCGUAAACUCAGCCUAGAGAAUUUUGGCAUCAUAGUGUUUGGUCAAAAUGUUCGAUUGAUUAAGACCAGUGAACAAGCCUGGGAUGCCACAUGUAUCUACACGUUGAUUCAACAGUUACGUUUUGAUCGAGAUGAUGACACUAAGGAUGCAGAUGCCAUUGAGGUCGCCAUCGAUCUUCUUGAUCAAUGUUCAGUUCGAGGUGAGAAAAGAAUUUUUAUUUUAACUGAUGGUUAUGGUAAUUGUGGAAGUCGACUAUCGAUGGUACAACAACGUGCUGAAGAUCAUAGUAUUGAUCUGAUUGCCAUGGCAGUUGGCAUCGAUCAAACCAAUCUCAAAUUAGUCUACAAACGAUAUUUACAAUGUGCUACACCAUAUGGAUUACCAAAAGCAUUGCGAGCUCUCUUCGAAAAUGAAACUCAAUUAUUUUCACUCGAAUGGCCAUCAAACAUGAAUACGGAUGGUAACAACACUGAUAAUUCUACUAGUACAAUAGAUAGUCUAUUUGAUGAUAUCAAAUCGAAGAAGAUCUUCGGAGAAUUAAUUCAAGAUUUAGCCGGUCAACGUGAUUUGAUGUUAAUCAACAGUGGCCAACCACCAUCGAAUAUGACUGUUGAUAUUUGUUUCUGUCUCGAUUGUACCGGAAGUAUGUCACGGUGGUUAUCGGCAGCUAAAGAUCAAAUGAAAAGCAUCGUCGAAGGUAUCACCAAAUUGAUUGAAAAAGAAUAUCCAUCACUCAAAUUACAAUUACGUUUUGCUAUUGUUGGUUAUCGUGAUAUUGGUGAUCAACCACAAUUCUUCACUCAAGAUUUCACUGAUAAUACUAAUCAAGUAAUUACUUUUCUUAAUACGUUAACAGCAAGUGGUGGUGAUGAUCUACCUGAAGAUGUACUUGGUGCACUUGAUUCUUGUUUAACUUUGACAAAUUGGAGUAAUACCAACGCUCGUUUUAUUGUUCUCAUCACUGAUGCACCUGGCCAUGGACCAGAACUAAAUGAUAAUCUCAGCAUUGAUCGACAUCCUCAAGGAGCCGGUACACACACAGUGAACAGUAUUUGUGAUCGUCUUUUAAAAAAAGAUGCAGAAAUCGAUCUCAUGUUUUGCCGCAUAAAACCAAAAGCAACCGCUAAAAUGGAAAAAGCAUUUCAGACCCAUUAUGAUGUUCAAAAGGACGAAACAGGCAAAGUAUUCACCACAAUUCAGCUAUUCGAUGAUAAACAACAAGAAACACAAUCGUUUCAUUUCGUCUUUGUGCUUGAUGAAUCAGGUUCGAUGACCGGUGAAUGGAACUCUUUGCAAUCUGCUUAUGUCGCAUUUUUGACACGACGUAAUGAUGAUCAAGGUGGAGAUGAUCAUUUUACUGUUGUUCAAUUUGAUUCUAAUGCACGAAUUAUUUGUCAGCAACAAAGUCUUGCAAAUACACCUCGUUCUCUAUCUAUGAAUGGUGGUGGUACAGAUUAUUGUCAAGGUUUAAAUAAAGCUGACCAAGCAAUUGCUGCUGAUCAUACAGCCUCAACGGUCGUGAUGAUUUUUAUGUCAGACGGUGGUGAUUGCAGUGGAGGAGAUCCUGUAGCACUCAUACGUCAAUUCAAACAGAAUUAUGAAACUAAUCAUAAAUUCGUCUGUCAUACAGUUGGCUUCGGAUCUGGAAUCGCUCAAGGAAGCAACGAAGCACAAUUACUUCAAAAUAUGGCCUCAGUCAGUGGUGGUCGAGCCUAUUCAGCAUUGACGGGUGCUGAACUUCAGACUGUAUUCAAUCAUAUUGCGGCGAACAGUACGACGAGUGAUGCACUUAUCGAACGUUUCUCGGCUAUUUUAGCACAAAAUAUAAGCAUUAAAAUUAUGGUCGAUUAUCUUUGA